Tetrahymena thermophila SB210 is the source of this 6798-nucleotide messenger RNA. RefSeq names its product transmembrane protein, putative. The transcript is spliced from 9 exons. The record is from RefSeq and is a predicted model, not a curated record. Lineage: Eukaryota; Ciliophora; Oligohymenophorea; Hymenostomatida; Tetrahymenidae.
AUGUAUUUAGUAAAUAUACAAAAAUUAUUUCUUAUUAUUUAUCUCCAAAUUUAAGCUAUUAGAUCUUUAGCUUAAAACCUUAUAAUACAGUUUAAAUUGUCUCUACUCAAAAUAAUAAGGUCCUAUAAGAAGUAGUUACUGGUGCAUACAUACCAUAUUUCAUUAGCUAUGACAACAAAGUAUUUAUUCUCAGCUUUACUUACACUUUAUCAUUCUAUGAUGGAGAUACAAAUUAGCUUAUACUAUUUCAAAACGAGUACUAUGGGUAGAGCUUGUAGACCCUUUUACAUAAAUAAAAUUAGAUAAUAUUUAUAAAUACCAAGAUCUCUCUUACAAUUAGUUUAGAGGAUCCAAAUCUUUAAUUAUAGUAGAGUGAUAAAAUACCAGAAGAUAAUAGCAUAAAUUGUUAUUGAUUUCUUACAACCUAUUUAGCUAACUCCUUAAAAUUACAGGUACUAUUAUAUGUACGAUAACAAAGGAUUUUAUUAUCCAUAUUAAAAAUAUAUGGUAAUAGUUGUUGGAUAUCAUCUUGCUUUAAUUAGAUCAUCUAAUUUUGAAAUUCUUUUUCAUUACGUGUCUUAAUAAUUAUUUAUGAAUCUUGCUUACGAUAUAGAAUUAGGAUAUAUGGCUUUUAUAGAUAACUUUUAAGAUUGCAUAUUCAACUUAAAAGCUAUUUCUUUAAAUUGCAUCACUAACAAUUACCCAUUUAAUGUAUAAUUCUUAUAUGGGACUAUUAUUUAAAGACAAAAAUAGUUGGUCAUCUUUUAUAGUUAAUAUAGCUUUAGAGUGUACUCUUUAAUAGAAUAAAUUUAUAAGUUUGUUAAAUAUUCAGCAAACUUUUUACCUUAUUCUAUUUAUUAUAAUGGCUAUGGUAGCAAUAUAAUUAUUGGAGAUUAUCAAAGUUAAAGUUUUAAAAUACUUAAUUUAGAUUCAUAUAAAUUGUUGUAGACAUCUUUCCCAGCAUUUAAUACUUAAACUCUUGAAAAUCUUUUUAAGUUUUAUUUUUUGUCUGACCAAAUAUAAGUGAUGCUAUUUUCUUCUUACAGUAAUUCUGUCGUAAUAUAUAACAUAAAUACUCAAGUGAGUAUGUAAACUAUCUAAUUAUAGUAUUAAUAUAAUUAUCAAAGUCAAAUAGUUGUCGAUGAAAUUCUUGAUCUGGUUAUGCUAAUUGAUAAUCAAAACUAAAUUGAAAUUAUUUCUUAUGAUACCAAUUAAAUUGUUAAAAUAUUUUAAUUAGAUAAGGUAUAAAAUGACUCAAAUGCCUACUAAAAAUUAUUGAUUUGGGAUCAUAUAAAGAGAAAACUUUUUGCAAGCUCAAACAACAUAUUUUAUAUCUUUGAUUAUGAUGAGAACAUUUUUAUUUGCAAAUACCAAUUUUAGCUUCCAAUAUUUGAUAUUUACAUCAGCUUUAAUAAAAAUUAAAUAUUUGUUACAGACUAUUUGAAUUUAAAAGUUUUUGAUUACUCUAUCUUAGAGUUUAACUAAAAUUAAUUAUUACCUUAUAGUACUAUACCAAAUCUAUUAUAGAUUAAUUAAAACCAAUAUAUUUUAUUUGAUAAUAGUCAAUCAACUCUUAAAAAUAUAGUCAAUGGUCAAGUAAAGGAUGUUAAAUAAUUUUUGCAACUAAAUCCUUCAUACUUUUACUUCAAUUAUUACAAUAAAAAUGACUCCUAAAUUUAUGUAAUAAUAUUUAAUUAACUAUUAAUCUACAAUAUAACUUCUUCUAGAAUAACUCCUAUAUUUUCUUAACUGCUUGAUUCUUAAAUAGUUACUUUUAUCAAUGACUCUGAUUUCCAAAUCCUUUUUUUGACUUAAAAGUAGUCUUUAUAUUCUCUUUAAAAGAAUCAAACCAAUCCAUAACUCUCUAUACUAAUGUAUAUAUCAACAGGAGUAGGUCAAUUUAUUAUGAUUGAUGAUUCCUACUUAAUAUACAGCUCAACAGCAAACACAAACUUAUGGUAUAAGAUAAUAUUUUAAUACUCCUAGUCUCUUUCUACUUAAAUUAAAAUUGAAUAGCUUUAAUUUAAAUUAGAAUAAAAUGAUAGUAUUAAAAAGCUUGUUAGAAUAAACAAUACUUUGAACAUCAUAAUAUUAACAAAUUAAUGUAUAUAAUUAAUAAAUAUUUAGACAGGAGAUAUUUUGUAAAUCUCUCAAUUAGAUUUCUAAAACCAAUAAUCUUAAAUCUACUUUGAUCCUCUUUAUUAAAGGAUUUACUAUACAGAUAGAAUUGUAGGAGUUAAUGUAUAUGAUCUAAAAAUGCAAACUGUUAAAUAGAAUUUACCGUCUUCAGGUAUAAAAUUAAAAAUUGAAGGCUCUUUCAUAUUUAUGCUUUCAUAAAACUCUGUAAGUAUAUAUUUAAGAUAAGAUCUCAAAUUAUUCUAACUAAUUAGAAAUUUUAACAGCACCCAAUCGCUAAUAGAUAUUGAGUACACUGGAUUUAAAAAUAUUUUUGUUUUAUAUUUCGACAAUUCAAUUAGUUUCUAUAAUGCUAACCCUUUUUCUUAACCUAAAUUAAUUGAUUAUUUACAAAUAUAAAAUUAUAAGGUUUUAUCAUCCUAAUUAAAAUUUCAAAAUUCUUCAUAUUUAAUUGUUGAUAUGAUGAUUAUAACUAUAGAAAAUACUUUAUAAUACACCGCUGAGCUAAAUAUUGGCUCUUUUUCAAAUAAUAUUUGCUCUGCAUAGUUACAAAUACGAACAGAUUAAAAUGAUUUAAUAACAAAAAAUUAAUAAAUUGAUUAUUUGAAUUUAUUAUCUCUAAAAUAACUCUUAAUUUAGAAUAUUAUUUAUAGCAUGUACAUAAAUAAUGGUGAAUAAACUGAUUUAAAGUAUCCUUUUGUUAGCUCUAGCUCUGUGACAAACUAGUACUCGCUAAACAUUUAAGCUAUAAACAAUAAUAGUAUUUAUCUAAAUACUCAAAAUAGUUCAGAUUAAAAUAUCGUAGAGUUGAAACUAUAAAACCUAAAAAUUUCCCUUAAAAACUUAAAUAAAACUCAGUUUUUGUUUGGAAAUCAAACAUUUAAAAAACUAGUAAGAGUGUUUUUAAUUGACAUAGAAUUAUCAGAUUUUGGUAAUAAUCAGCUAUAAUUUGAAGGCAUCAAUCAUCUUUUUAUCUAAAAUUUAGUGAUUAAAGGAGAAUAAAUUCAACAGAUUAACUAAUAGAUUAUACUUUUCUAAUAUAUUGAUAUAGUUGUAAUACAGGACAUUAGUUUUAUGAAUUGCCAAUUUAAUAAUACAAUUAAUUUACUUAAAUUUAGUAAUAUAAACUAAUUGACCAUAAAUAAUUUGAACAUCAACCAUAAUAUUAUACAUUCAAGCUUUAAACAAAACUCGAUGAUAAAUAUCUCAUAAGUAAACUUAAUUACAAUAAAUAAUACUAACCUUUUUGAGAAUAUAUUUUAAAAUGUUUAAAUAUUCAAAAUAACAGAUGUUACUUCAAUUAGUAUUUGCAACAUGAAAUCAUCUUAAAAUUAAAUAAUAAUAAAUUAAAACGUGGACUUUUAAGGUAUUAUUUUCUAAAUUGAAGCAACUCCAUAUGUUAAUUUCAUUAAAAUUCAAUUUAAUGUUCUUAAAUUUAACUCACUCUCAUCCAUUUCUUUACUGAAAUUUUCUAAUGUAAAUCGAACUUUACUAUUUAAUGAUUUUUAUUUAGCAAAUUUUAAAUUAGAAAACUCUUAAAAUAGCUCAAUUAAUUGCUAACAAUAUUUCAUUUUAGAAUGUGAGGGAAUACUGAAUUCGAAUUUCUCAAAUAUUCAGAUAAAAAAUUCAAGUAUGCUAGGAUUUAUUAAUUUACAUGACUUAAAAAAUGAUAAUGGAGUUAAUAUUUAAAAUAAAAUAUCAACAUACUACAACUAUUAGCACUCUCUUUCUGUAACAAAUCAACUAAUGAUACUUAAUGCAUAAUAAUUAACAAUAACAAAUUCUAAUUUUACAUCUAUCUCUAGCAUAAAUUCAGAAGCUGGCUUUAUUUAAAUUUAAGUAAGCUAAAGCUUUAUUUUAGAUGCAAUCUAAAUUUAAAAAGUUGAUCUUAAGUAAAAUAGUUUUAUUUACAUAUCUCAAAGCCCUUACAUAGUUAUUUAAAAUGUUGAUACAAAAAAUAUAGAGACUAAUAGCAUCGCAAGUGUUUUUUAUAUGUUACAAAUAUCAAGGCUAAUAAUGAAAAAUAAUAAUUUUAUCAUGAACCUAUCUUAUCUUGAUGGAGGAGCUAUUUAUUUAAACUAAAUAUCAGAAAUAAUCUUUUUAGGUAACAUAUUUUAGUAAAACCAAUCAAAAACAGGAAAUGGGGGAUCUAUUUAUUGCUUCAGUAGCAUAUUUUCUUAGUUUCAUGGUAAUGCUUUCUUUUAAAAUUCUUGUAAAUAAGGCUCAGGUGGAGCGUUAUUGUUGAAUAAUUGUGAUAUUUAAAACAUGACAAAUAAUAUUUUCAAAUAAAAUUCUGCUCUAAUAGGAGGUGCUUUUAGAUAUUAAGGCAUAUAACCUUAUGUCUUAUAAAAAAUAAAUGUGAGCAGAAAGAAAUUUACCUAAAAUUAAAAUUCUUUUAUUAAAAACUAUGCAUAAUUAUAUGGAAAAAAUAUAGGUUCCUAUCCAUUUUUUUUGGAUGUUAAAAAUUAAAUAUAAGAUGACUUAAAGAUCUAAAAUGCUAAAUUAGAAAAUUUAUAAAGUGGUAGCACAUCUUCUCCUAUAUUAAUGAGAUUAAUUGAUGAAGAAAUGAGAGAAGUUAGUUUUUUUAAAAAUACAAUAUCAAUAAAUUAAGAAAUUCUGAUUGAAUUUGGUAGCUAUUUACUUGAAUUGUAAAGUUAAGAAGUUGGGCUUUAUGGUGAUCUCAGAUAGAAUUAUAAUUUUGAUUAAUUUGGUUUCAUUUUUAAUGUAUCCUAUUCUUAUAAGCCUAAUGCUAACUCCUCUAUUGUAGUUAAAACAAUUAACCCUAUCCCUAUUUUAAAUACCACAACUUUUAAAUUCGACUAUCAAGAGCUAAGUAUUUCUAUUGAUGUUAACUUUAGGAAGUGUUAGUAAGGAGAAAUUUUACAAACUUUGUAGAAGUAUAUAAUAUGUUUUACUUGCUAAUAAGGUGAUUAUUGUUUACAAGAUCCAAAUUAAUUUGAAAAUUUGCAGUGUCUCAAAUGCCCAAUAGGUUCUAAAAAUUGUUAUUCAAAUACCAUACAAUUAUAAAAUGGGUAUUGGAGUAAGAAUUAGCAUUCAGACUAAAUUUAUUAAUGUAUUAACCCGUAAAUUUGUAUCCCUGAAAAUCCUACAAAUAAGUUUGGAUGCUCUAUAGGACAUAUAGGAGCUAUUUGUGAAUCUUGUGAUUCUUAAGGAAUUGUUUGGGGAUUAAAAUAUGGAAGAAGUAAUGGCCGAAUUUAAUGCUAAUAAUGCACUAAGAAGAAUUCAACUUACUCUAUUUUAUUUCUAUUAUUGCUAUUGAUAAUAAUUUGUGCUUAUUUAAUCAUCUAAAUUUAAAAAUAGCUGAUAUUAAUAUAAAAAAAAAUGAAAUGGUUUUAUUUGAGAAAACUUAAAAUAAUUAUACUAUAAAAUCAAAACAUAAGUAGUGCUUCUUCUUACUUUAAAAUACUUAUCAACUAUUUAUAGUUUCUAGCAUUAAUAAAUAAUUUAGGCAUAUAGACUUAAUAAUUUAUCUCUGUUGCUGAAGUUGGAGGUGGUGAUCCUGUAUAGCAUACAGUUUAUAAUUUAGAUUGUAUAUUUAGUAGCUAUGAUAUCUAAAUUCCUUUAUAUGCUAUGAGAGUUAUAUUUAUUAAUUUCUAAAUAAUUGCCAUUUAUUUGUUGAUCCAGUUAGUAAAAUCCUUCACAAACAUGUUUAAGAUGAUAGAUGACUUUUCAUUUUUGAUUUCUUCUUUCAUAUUAAUAUACUUAUUCUUUAGUUCUUCCAUAAUUAAAGUAUUGAUAUAGUCUUCCUCUUGCAGAGAUAUGGGAGGCAAUCUAUAUAUUAUUGCUGAAAUGCAGGAUGAAUGCUAUACUUAAAAACACAUUGAAAUAUUACUAUUUUUAAUAGGUCCAUUACUUUUAAUAUGGUUCAUUUUAAUCCCUGCAUCAUUUUACAUUAGUUUGUACAGAAAUAGAUAAAAAUUACAAAGCUUGCUUUAUAUGAAGAAGUAUGGUCUUUUAUACUAAGAAUAUAAAGAAAAAUCUUAUUAUUGGGAUUUAGCUAGAAACCAAACAAGAGCAUCUCUUGUUAUAUUUCUAAAUUUAAUUAGGGUUUCACCAUAGCUAAAAGCUUCGUUCUUAUUAUUUUUUAAGUUUAUUUUUCUAAUAUUUUUGAUAAAAGUAAGUCCUUAUUAAAGAUAGUAGUUAAAUAAUAUUGAUUAACUAUCUUGCAAAUUAGUUAUAAUGAGUAUAUUCAUAAUAUAAAUGAUAUUACUUACAGAUAAUCUAUUAUUUUAAUAAAUAUUGUAAAUUAUGUUAAUUGUCUUAAAUAUGAGUUUCCUAGCAAUCUUGUUCUUAUUAAUAGUAUUAAGACCUAUUCCUUAUCAUAAAAAUAACUAAAAUAUCAUAUAAAAAUUAUUAAUUUUUAUAUCCAAAUAAAUUCCAAACUCCAUUUAUUAACUUACUUAUUAAAAAUAGAUAAAUUUAUUAAGAAUAAAUUUUCUAUGGAAAUUAGUCUAAAGGUCUUUAAGGUAAGUUAUUGGCAUGGAAGCAAAUUUUAAGAGCUAAAAAUGGUAUCUGCAAUCAAAACUGAGCGAGUAACAUAAUUAAUUUAAAGUUAGAAAGUCAAGGAUGAGCUAACAACUAAAAACUCAUUUUUAUAAAUAGGCGCUAGAGAUUUGCAAUUAAGAUAAAAAACUAAAAUGA